AUGACGUCAUCAGAAGUGCCAAAAUUAUCGAAAGAACAAUUAAUACAAAGAAGAGCUGAAAUAUUGAAAUGCUAUAAGUGAGUUACUAUAAGUUGGUACCUACAGUAAUCCUUACAGUAAUCCUUAUAGACGAGAUUUUGCGAGAAGACGGGAGAAUUUGAGGAACAAAGAUAGGGAAAAUCCGAAAUUGUUGACACGGAUUGUUGAGGAGAAAUCGAUUGAGGAGACUUGGAAGGAUUUGAGAGAGAUUGCAAAGUAAGUUAUAUCCCGGGGACCACCCACGAAGCUUUUAAUUCAAGCUUACUGUAUGCAAAAUUGCGUCACAGUGUUUGCACACAACCCCUGGAGGAAAUUUAAAAAGAAAAUAGGAUUUUCGAAAAAAAAAAUUCUACAGUACUUAUUUAAAGGCACACAACAAAAUUCAGCAGGAUAUCUCGAAGCGAUGUGUGUCUGUGUAAUUCUCUCGGACAAAAAUGUUUUUUUUCAUUUUUUUUCGAAUUUUCACAAAUAAAAAUAAAAUAAAUUGCAGGAAAUUGACAACAAUGAACUCGGAUGGAAUAAAUCGAGCAGAAAUUUAUGAACAUGUUCAUCAAAUAUUGGAAUGGUCCAAAAAGGAUUACACAAAGAAGGAAGAUCAAACUGGAAAUUGUUGA
This is a messenger RNA of Caenorhabditis angaria, 653 nucleotides long. The record is from the annotation of a GenBank genome assembly. Lineage: Eukaryota; Metazoa; Nematoda; Chromadorea; Rhabditida; Rhabditidae.